Plasmodium gonderi is the source of this 4077-nucleotide messenger RNA. RefSeq names its product phosphoglycerate mutase. Bases 1 to 4077 code for a protein of 1358 amino acids. Gene Ontology annotation, molecular function: phosphatase activity. Gene Ontology annotation, cellular component: cytoplasm. The transcript is spliced from 2 exons. The record is from RefSeq and is a predicted model, not a curated record. NCBI's taxonomy places the organism in Eukaryota, Apicomplexa, Aconoidasida, Haemosporida, Plasmodiidae.
AUGAAAGGUAACUAUUCGUAUGAGAGACAGUAUCCGAAUAACUGGAACGCUAAUGCACAGGAAUUGAACAAAAGAAAAAUUAAUGUUAAAAAUGGAAAAAAUAAUGAUAUGAACAAUUACAACACAACAGUGGACAAAUCAUCAGGAACAUUUCCAAACAAUGUAAAUGAUAAAAAAAAAGGUUACAUGAAUGAAGAAGGAGAUCCGAAAUUUAAGCCCCCAUCAAAGAAUAUUGCGUCGUAUAGCUAUACAGAUCAAAAUUAUUACCAUAUGGGAAAUGCUAACAAUGUAACGUAUGCAAAACCAAAUCAUUAUAAUCAAUCGUAUGUGAAAUAUACGAGUGCGAAAAUGGCAGGUAGUAACGGGAAUUCUGGGAAUGGCUAUGGAAACUACAGCUAUUCGAACUAUGGCAAUUAUAACAGCAACGGAAAUUUUGGAAAUUACGGAAGUUAUGGAAGUCAUGGAAAUUAUGGAAAUCAUGGAAAUCAUGGAAAUCAUGGAAAUUAUGGAAAUCAUGGAAAUUAUGGAAAUCAUGGAAAUUAUGGGAAUCAUGUAAGCAAUGCAAAUCAGUACUAUGGGAGCCAUGGAAAUCACGCCUAUGGAAAUUAUGACAAUCACAAUUAUAGUGGCUAUGACAAUUAUAACAAUUACAAUCACAAUGGAUAUGGUGGUGGUAAUAACUAUGAUGGCCAUGUCAACUUUAGCAACCAAUAUAGCAGUUAUGAAAAUCACAACAAUUACGGGUAUGGAGGUCAUCACUACGGAGGCUACAACCAAGGGAACUAUAACCAUGGAAAUUAUAACCAAAAUAAUUACAACCACAACACCCACAACAAUUACAGCAACCACAACAACCAUGGCAGCUACAACAACCACAACAAUCACGGCAGUUACAACCACGGGACCUCGUACGAUAUGCACAAUUUUUGGAUGUACGGGUACGGGCACGGCGCGAAUAAUUAUUACUAUCAUAACCACGGUGUAAAUAACAACUAUAACUCUUUAGAGAACACGAAUCAGAUACAUUAUGACUACAGUGGAACCAAAUACCAUCAUCAUUAUUCACCCUAUAAGGGUAGCGAACCGCACGCGAAGUAUAAUGAAUUAAUUAACGAUUUGUACUACAAAGCAUCAUAUUAUUUAAAGAAAAAUAGAAAAUAUAUGCAGAAAAUUAUUAAAAAUAAUUGUGUUAUUAAUAUAUACUUAGUGAGACAUAUGGAAGCUGAACAUAAUAGAGAAGUCAUGGAAAAUAAAAACACGUCACGAGAUUUAAUUUAUAAGGACAUAAAAUACUUAGAUUGUAAGGCAAGCGAACAAGGAAUAAAAAUGUGUGAAUAUUUGAAGAGUGAUAUAAAUAAUAAGUUAUAUCAAAAGAUUAUACAAUUGUAUAAUAAUUCUAUUGAUAAAAAUAAGCAAACUUCCAUGUAUAAUAAUGGAAAUAAGAGAGAAAGUAUUAAAAGCAACAGUUGUACUGGAAACAAUAACAACGACAAGAAUGAAACUUACAAUAUAAGUAGAAAGGGUAUAUUUGAAAGAAAUAGCGAUUUUGUAAUUAUUUCUUCUCCCCUUAAAAGAUGCCUUGAAACCAUGAAGUACUAUUUUAAUUUCAAAAAGAAUAUUCUUAUAUAUGAACCAGUUCGAGAAAUGGCAGGGAAUUAUUUCAGUGACGAAAGAUCAAAAACUUCUGAUAUAAAGAAAUUUUGUGAUAAAAAUUUCGAUGAUUAUGAAAUUGUUUGCUUCGGAGAAAACGAUAUUUUGUAUGGAAACAAAUUUAGGGAAUCAUCUGAUCAGGUCUACUGUAGAUGCAUGCAAUUUUUGAAAAUGGCACACGCGCUUGCUGUGAAUUAUUUUGCCUCUCUUGAGAGGGAUGAAAAUGAAGCCACAGAUGAAGGUAACCAAAAGUAUGAGGAUCAUGUGGAAAGUAUGAACAACGAGGGCGAUGGAAAGCAUUACCCUCUGGACGAUACAGAGAAGAUAGAAAAGAACAUGAAAUUAGAAGAGCAUAAUAAUAAAAUGGAUGGAAAAGACAAAACAAAGGAUAGUGACAAGGCGGAUGAAGAAUCACACAUUAAAAGAGAGGUCAAUGCGUUCAUGAAUACCCAUGAGAAGGAAGCUCAGCAAAGUAGCCCUUUGGUCGAGAAGAAGGAAUCAGGUACGGGUGACGGUUCAUUCCAGGGAAAGGAGCAGAAGCAAGAGCUAGAGCAAAAGCAAAAGCAAGAAGCACAGGCAGCGGAUGAAAAGAAUAACCAAGUGAACCCAAACGAAUCGAUGGGGAAGGGAAAAAAACGUGUGUUCAAUAUCGUCCUAGUAUCACAUAGCUCGUUCAUAAUGCAUUUUUUAGCGCUCUUAGAUUACCUGAAUUUAGAUGAAAGAAACUUCAAGAACUGUGAUAUAAAGAAAGUAACAAUACCAUUGUCAAACACGUUUUUAUUUUUUAACAAUGUAGUUAACAUUCAAUUGGCGAAGCCAUUAUGCACAAAUAAUUUACCAUUGUCAUUCCGAAACAAUAAUAAAGUAUUAAAAAAAGCAUUUAAGGACAGGAAUAUAUACACGCUAAGCAGUUACAAUGAUUUUGAUGAAUUGACGUGUCAACACUCAUGCACAUUUGUUAUAUAUCAGUAUCAGGAAUUGAUAAAGAAUGAGAAAAAUAAGAAAUAUUUAGAAAAAAUUCAAAGUUUUAUUGAUCUUUCCAAUAAGGAAUAUGAAGAAGCAGAUAAUGCAUUUUCGAAUGGUAUGUAUAAGAAUUUUGUUAAAAAGGAGAAAAAACAUAUGGGAAGAAAUAUGUUCGUUACAGAUGCGAGUAAAAAUCUUCUAUACGUGGAAGAAAAGAAUGCAUGGGAAGUUAAUAAUAAAGGUUUUUUCAUAGGUCAAAUUGUAGUUAUCAUUGUUCUUCCAGAUGUAGAAGCAACUACAAGUACAAAUAACCCAAGAAAUAGUAAAGAUUUCAAAUAUAAAUUUAGUGAAAAUUCACAUUUUUUAGAAAAUGUAAUACAUGUGGUAAAUAAUUAUGACCAUAUACAAGAUUUAAUUAAAUCCAAAAGUUUUUGGAGAGUAUUAAAAGAAAAUAUUCACAAUUUGGAUCUAAAUGCAUUUCAGGAAUAUCUUAUUAGUAAAUAUAACAAAACUGUUAAAGGGGACGAAAUAGAUAAUGUAUGUUACCUUGAUUUAGUGAAUUGUUUGGAAAGCAAAACUUUUAUGGAAAUGUAUCAAGACAGAUGCAAUGGGUAUUUGAAAAGAUUAAAGGAGAGGUAUGACACAAAUUCGUACAUAGAUAUGGAACAAGAAUGUAAGCACAUUAAUGAAAAUUUGAUUUCAGAGAUAUUUACUCUUGAAUAUGCUACCAUUGCUGAAAGUACUGUCGGAAGAGGAGCUAGUACUAGUAGUAACAUUAAUGAUGUAAAUUCUAAAGGUGACAAUACUUUGCUAGAAGAGCAUAUGUUAGUUAAAAGAAAAUUCAUAUACAUCCCUAAAAAAACACUUUUAUCAUCUUCCAACAAAGGGAUAUGUGAAAAGACACCAAUUGGAAACACGAAUCAAAGAGGUGAAGGAGGAGGAGGAGUAGUAGUAGAUUCUCAUAACUUAAGUAAAAAUUUCAUUCAGGAAAAUAUUAACAUGUUGAAAUCUUUUCCACAGGUCAUUCAAAAUUUGAAUGUGGAAAUGUUCUAUCGUGAUCACUUUUUUUAUUUCCAUUGUUUGCAUAGAUUUAUUAAAAGUAAAAAUAAAGUGGAAGGUCUUAUUAUAUCUAAGUUAUUAACAUUCCUUGAUUUGUUAAAAGCAUUUGAUGUUAGUGUUUCAAAUAAAAUAUUCCAAAAACUAGCCAAAUUGGAUUCCUUAAUUAAGAAUAAUACUGAUUUGGAUGAUGAAAACAGGAUUAUAAGUACAUACUCAUGUGACAAAAAAUGUGCACUUGUAAACAAUACUUGUUACUAUGAUGAGUCUUCAAGGAAAUACAAGCCCAUUCAGAUAUUGAGAGGAAGAAAAAAGGAGGUAGUCGAUGACCUGAAUUACAUUCGAUAUAAUCUACUUACUGUAUCCGGAGGUGCUGAAAAUGUAUUCAUUUUGAAUGUUCUCAAGUAA